Penicillium salamii is the source of this 1329-nucleotide messenger RNA. The record is from the annotation of a GenBank genome assembly. NCBI's taxonomy places the organism in Eukaryota, Fungi, Ascomycota, Eurotiomycetes, Eurotiales, Aspergillaceae.
AUGAUAACCCCGCGCAAAGUGCUGCUUGCCCUCAUCGUCGUGGUCACCUUCCUCGUCGUCCUCCGCUCGUUCCGAACGCCUGAACUUCCCGGCGCGCCUGGGUAUAAACCCGUGAAAAAAAUAUCUGAAGAGGAGGCAGACACAUUAGCAAAAUCUCAGCGCAAAACACCACCUCAAGGACGAGCCCAACUACCCCUCGGUGCAUCGCCGGCUGCACCGCUUCGUGAGCGUCUCCGCUAUCAGUUCCCCUAUGAGCUGGAGGAACCAUUCCCCGCAUAUAUUUGGCAGACAUGGAAGUACAAUCCGUCGUCAAUGUGGUUUGAUGAAGACCUUCGGGGCCCGGAAGCUAGCUGGUCAGAGAUGCACCCCGGUUUCGCACAUGAAGUGAUCCCUGAUAAUACACAAGCCCACUUGAUCAAGUAUCUAUACGGAUCGAUUCCGGAGGUAUAUGAAGCAUAUGACUCGCUACCCCUGGGAGUCAUGAAAGCAGACUUCUUCCGGUACUUGGUGUUACUGGCUCGGGGCGGGGUGUAUAGCGACAUUGACACAACGGCACUUAAGCCCGCGCACACGUGGCUGCCGGAGGAAUUGGACCGAUCAACAAUUGGGUUUAUCAUUGGCAUCGAGGCUGAUCCUGACCGCCCAGACUGGCAUGAUUGGUACACGCGUCGCCUGCAGUUCUGCCAGUGGACUAUUGUCUCGAAACCGGGACAUCCGAUUCUUCGUGAUAUGGUGGCUUAUGUCACCGAGCAUGCAUUACGGAUGAAGAAGGCCGGUAUUCUAAGGGUCGGCAAGAUGGACAGAACCAUCAUGGAAUUCACCGGGCCAGGAGCCUGGACAGAUGCCGUUUUCCGCUACUUUAAUAAUCCGGCCUAUUUCAAUAUCCAACCCGGCGAUAAAAACAUCACAUAUGAGGACUUCAGCCAUCAGACCAUACAUCGCAAGGUUGGCGAUGUAGUCGUUUUGCCUAUCACCAGCUUUAGUCCUGGUGUCGGUCAGAUGGGUGCCGGGGAUACGGAAGACCCCAUGGCCUUUGUGAAACACAAUUUCGGGGGUAUGUACAUUUUGUCGCCGUGGAUUCAUUUCUUACCCGAGCGAAAAGAUCCUAAUUUAUUUUCUCCGCAGGAACAUGGAAAACAGAUCCAACGCUGUGAAAGUGAUACCCUCGUGCAACUCGCAUCGGUAUCCAGUAUCGUGAAACCGAACUACGCCCCCAUCCUCUUUUCCAAUAUAUCACUUCCGCCUUCUCGUUCAAUCACCCUCUAUCUUCUGGCUGAGUCUGUGCCCGUCACUGUACUCAGCACGAUGAAGUUCAUCCGCUGGUAUUGA